Messenger RNA from Puccinia graminis f. sp. tritici CRL 75-36-700-3, 201 nucleotides. RefSeq lists its product as uncharacterized. Lineage: Eukaryota; Fungi; Basidiomycota; Pucciniomycetes; Pucciniales; Pucciniaceae. The transcript has a single exon. The coding region runs from base 1 to 201 and encodes 66 amino acids. The record is from RefSeq and is a predicted model, not a curated record.
AUGGAAUCCGCCCCUGAAGCGGGACCCAGAUCAGCAAUGGGCACGCAUCAACCAGCCGCCCCUCCGCCAAUGGAUUUCCCCCUCCUCAGCUUCUUCAGAGCGAUUAGAGCCGACCCGAACAGGGGAACCGAAACAGGAACCCUGGACCUUGACGCGACAACAGACAGUUUGAUCCUCCAACUCAUAGAAAGCUACCAAUGA